AUGAAAACUCUGCUGUCAUCAUCAUCAGCGGGAAAAGGUUCACAUGAUGAAUUCAGACCUGUUGCUGGUUCUCCAAAUGUCCUCGAUCUGACAAUGGUUAACUGCUUCAAUUCCUCUAGCUCCAACAGCACGACCGUCAGCUCGGAUGGGGCUCCGUUCCCAGGGUACACGAUGGUAAUUCUGGCGAUCCUCAUGAUAACUCUGGUGGUCGUGGUGGUGGUCGGGAACGCGUUGGUUAUUCUCGCGUUCGUCGUGGACAAGAGCCUCAGAAAUCAAUGCAAUUACUUCUUCCUUAAUUUGGCUAUAUCGGACUUCCUUGUUGGGGCUUUUUGCAUCCCGGUCUAUAUGCCCUAUAUCUUGACUGGCAGGUGGAUGCUGGGCCGUGGACUCUGCAAGCUGUGGCUUGUGAUGGACUACUUGCUGUGCACGGCUUCCGUCUUCAAUAUCGUCUUAAUCAGCUACGAUCGCUUCCUGUCCGUUACCCGAGCUGUGAGGUACCGGGCCCAGCAGGGCGUCACUCGUCUGGCAGUGGUCAAGAUGUUGGCAGUGUGGGUUUUGGCAUUCCUCCUCUACGGACCAGCCAUCAUCUUCUGGGAACUGAUGGUGGGAGAAAGCAUUGUUCCAGAGGACGAAUGUUUCGCCGAGUUCUACUGCACCUGGUACUUCCUGCUCUCCGCGUCUACCUUCGAGUUCUUCUCUCCGUUCAUCUCCGUGGCCUUCUUCAACUUCAGCAUCUAUCUCAACAUCCAGCGGCGGAACCGGAGUCGCAUGGCGCAUGUGGAGGCCGAGAAGGAGGACGGCUGGAGGGUCAUCGACGGACAGGCCUCGUCCGUUUUCUUCGUCAAAACGCGCAAGGUGUCCUCUAGCGAGCCAGCGACCGUUUCGGCCGUGAUCAAAGACGACGAGGAGGUUUCGCCGUCAUCCAGCGGCGAUCCCAGCAGCAGCCACUCCGUGUCUUUGACAAUGAAGACGACCGUUAAAAAGCGAGGGUUGCUCAGCGGUUGGGUAAGGACGCGCAUAAUACGAGCGCAGGAGGCAUCAAAUCCAUGCGCCCCAUGUAGAAGCGGAGGACACGCGCGUCUCUUAAGAGAUAAGAAGAUUGCCAAGUCCUUGGCAGUCAUAGUGUGCGUUUUUGGGGUGUGUUGGGCACCGUACACUCUCCUUAUGAUCAUACGGGCGGCCUGCAGCGGUAGUUGUGUGGAACAUCAUUGGUACGAAGUCACUUUUUGGCUCCUUUGGCUCAACUCUGCCAUCAACCCUUUCCUCUACCCGCUUUGCCACAGCAGCUUUCGCCGGGCCUUCGCCAAGAUUUUGUGCCCCAAGCGGCUGUCUGUUCGGCCACAUGAGGAAAGCCCUUCCUGCCAGUGA
Sinocyclocheilus grahami is the source of this 1368-nucleotide messenger RNA. Its product is annotated as histamine H3 receptor-like. Gene Ontology annotation, cellular component: plasma membrane; dendrite; synapse. Bases 1 to 1368 code for a protein of 455 amino acids. Gene Ontology annotation, molecular function: G protein-coupled serotonin receptor activity; histamine receptor activity; G protein-coupled acetylcholine receptor activity. Gene Ontology annotation, biological process: G protein-coupled receptor signaling pathway, coupled to cyclic nucleotide second messenger; chemical synaptic transmission; adenylate cyclase-inhibiting G protein-coupled acetylcholine receptor signaling pathway. The record is from RefSeq and is a predicted model, not a curated record. NCBI's taxonomy places the organism in Eukaryota, Metazoa, Chordata, Actinopteri, Cypriniformes, Cyprinidae. The transcript has 3 exons.